AUGAGGAUUUAAACUUUGAAAAUGGAAUAGAUGAUAUUAAUACUUAUCUUGAUCUUGAACGGGUUGAUGAAUUAUCGUUAUAUAAUAUACAAAAAUUAAUUGAUCGUCUUGAAUUUGAAGAUCCGAUGGUUGCACAAGAAUUUGCUAUUAUAGACGAUAAUAUUAUUCUUGAAACUUUAACUGAUGAAGAUAUUAUACAAUCAGUACAGCCUACACAAAAUAAUAAUGAAAAAAAUGAAGAAAUAGUACCUAUUCAACCUAUUUCUUCUAUGACAGCAUUAUCAGCUUUAGAUAAUAUUUUAAGUUUUUUGACUAAUCCACCUGAUGGAUUUGCUGUUGAAUUAAAAAAUCUUAUGGAAAUUCGUUCUUUACGAAGUCAAAUCGAUGAUGAUUCUUAUGAACCAACAAAUUUUGGACGAAAUAUUAUUAUUUUCAUUGAAUGA
This is a messenger RNA of Funneliformis mosseae, 443 nucleotides long. NCBI's taxonomy places the organism in Eukaryota, Fungi, Glomeromycota, Glomeromycetes, Glomerales, Glomeraceae. The record is from the annotation of a GenBank genome assembly.